Messenger RNA from Aspergillus tubingensis, 963 nucleotides. Its product is annotated as ribose-phosphate diphosphokinase. Gene Ontology annotation, cellular component: cytoplasm; ribose phosphate diphosphokinase complex. The record is from RefSeq and is a predicted model, not a curated record. Gene Ontology annotation, molecular function: ribose phosphate diphosphokinase activity; magnesium ion binding. The transcript has 4 exons. Gene Ontology annotation, biological process: purine nucleotide biosynthetic process; 5-phosphoribose 1-diphosphate biosynthetic process; ribonucleoside monophosphate biosynthetic process. NCBI's taxonomy places the organism in Eukaryota, Fungi, Ascomycota, Eurotiomycetes, Eurotiales, Aspergillaceae. The coding region runs from base 1 to 963 and encodes 320 amino acids.
AUGGCUUCGAACUCGAUCAAGCUCUUGACUGGUAACAGUCACCCUGAGCUUGCAAACCUUGUGGCAGCUCGGCUUGGCAUUGAAUUGACCAAGAUCAUGGUCCUCCAAUAUUCGAACCAGGAAACCAGUGUCACAAUCGGAGAGAGUGUACGAGAUGAGGAUGUUUUCAUCUUGCAGUCGACGCGGCCCAAUGAUAUCAACGAUGGACUGAUGGAGCUGCUCAUCAUGAUCAAUGCUUGCAAGACCGCUUCCGCAAGACGUAUCACCGCCGUCAUUCCCAACUUCCCUUAUGCGCGCCAAGACAAGAAGGAUAAGAGCCGUGCUCCUAUCACCGCCAAGCUUAUGGCAAACAUGCUCCAGACUGCUGGUUGCAACCACGUCAUCACCAUGGACCUCCACGCCAGCCAGAUCCAGGGCUUCUUCAACGUUCCCGUCGAUAACCUGUAUGCUGAGCCUAGCAUUCUGAAGUGGAUCCGCGAACACCUGGAUGUGAGCAACUGUAUCAUUGUCAGUCCUGAUGCUGGUGGUGCUAAGCGUGCCACUGCCAUCGCCGACCGCCUCGAUCUCCAGUUCGCGCUCAUCCACAAGGAGCGCCCCCGCCCCAACGAGGUCUCGCGCAUGGUUCUCGUUGGUAGCGUUAAGGACAAGAUCGCUAUCAUCGUUGACGACAUGGCUGAUACCUGCGGUACUCUCGUCAAGGCCGCCGAUACUGUGAUGCAGCACGGUGCUAAGGAAGUCAACGCUAUUGUCGUCCACGGUAUCCUUUCCGGCAAGGCUACUCAGAACAUCAACAACAGCUGCCUGAGCCGUGUUGUUGUGACCAACACUGUUCCUCACGAAGACAAGAAGGAGCAGUGCGAUAAGAUCGAGACGAUCGACAUCAGCCCCACUCUUGCAGAGGCCUGCAGACGUACGCACAACGGCGAGUCUGUGAGCUUCCUGUUCUCGCACGCUGUCGCCUAA